Messenger RNA from Gallus gallus (chicken), 4721 nucleotides. It is a transcript of the gene CCDC177, whose product is annotated as coiled-coil domain containing 177. NCBI's taxonomy places the organism in Eukaryota, Metazoa, Chordata, Aves, Galliformes, Phasianidae. The transcript has a single exon. The record is from RefSeq and is a predicted model, not a curated record. The coding region runs from base 16 to 2094 and encodes 692 amino acids.
GGACGCCCCCCAUAGAUGGUCGCAAAACACCGUCGCUACCAACGGCCCCGUGCAGCCCAAUCCCACCCCACCGGGCGCCGAACCCCCGCCCCUGCUCGGCCGCUCCGUCCACCGGUAGCACCGUGCCGGGGGGACAAAGGGGACCGCAGGCUCACCCGCCACCGCUCUCUCCUCGCAGGCCCAACCAUGGUGGAGCCCCCAACAGAGCCCCCCGCGCAGCCCUGCCCCGCACCCGGCGGGGCGGCGGCGGCGGCGGCGGCGGCAACGCCGGGGGAGACGUCCCGACCCGGGGAGCAGUCCCCGCUGCUGCACCUGGACCUGUACAACUUCGACUGCGCGGCGGCGGAGGGCAGCCGGUACGUGCUGACCAGCCCCCGCUCCCUGGAGGCCUGCGCCCGCUGCGCCGUGCGGCCGGUGGAGCUGCUGCCACGGGCGCUGGGCGAGCUGCUGCGCGAGGCUCCCGGGCGCUCCAUGCGGGUGGCCACCGGCCUCUACGAGGCCUACGAGCGGGAGCGCCGCCGCAAGCUGCAGCAGUGCCGCGAGGAGCGGGAGAGGAUUAUCCGCGAGGAGAAGCGGCGCAUCCUCGCUCCACUCGGCAGCCUGCCUCCCUCGCCCGCCGCCCGCCUCGUCCCACGGGCUGCCGCCGCCGCCGCCGCCGCCGCGCCCCGUCCCGCGGGGAAGGCUGGGGCGUCUGGGGGUGCCAAGGCCAAGAGCCACUCCCUGGACUCGCUGCAAAAGCGUCGGGAGGGCAGCUGGGGCAAGACCUCCUCGGAGUCGGGAGCGUCGUCCUCGUACAGCGGGGAGAGCCUGCGGGGGCUGGGGGGCAAGGGGCGCAGCCGGGGCCGGGUGGCCGACGGCUCCCUGCUGGGGCGCAGCUUCAGCCUGGGUGACCUCAGCCACUCGCCGCAGACCGCCCAGAGGGUGGAGAGGAUCGUCAGGGAAGUGAAGAGGAAGAAGGGCCUCUCGGAGGUGCCCGAGAGGGACAAGAAGAUCGCGGCGCUGAUGAUCGCCAAGCACCAGGAGGCCAAUCUCCUGCGGGAGCAGCGGCAGGCGGCCCACCUGCAGUGGGACAGCCAGCGGCGCCUGGCGGAGCAGCGGAAGGAGCAGGAGGAGAAGGAGAAGCAGAAGGCCCUCCUGCAGGGCCAGCGGAUGUGGGAGAGCCAGGUGGAGAAGCGGCGGGGAAAGCUGAGCCAGGAGCAGCAGGAGGUCGCCCUGCUGAAGCAGAAGCAGCGGCAGGUAUGUGAGGAGAGGUGGCGGGAGCAGGCGGAGAAGCAGGAGCGGCUGCGGAGGGAGAAGCUGGAAAGAGCCGUCCAGGAGGACAAGCAGAAGAAGCUCCAUCAAGAGCACAAUCUGAAGGCGAAGGAGGACAGCAAGAAGGAGCAGCGGGAGCGAGAGGAGCAGCUCCUGCAGGAGAAGCUGUCCACGGCCGCGCAGAAGAGGCAGAGGAAGGAGGUGCGGCUGCAGAAGGAGAGGAAGCUGCUCAACCAAGCAGAGAAGCUGAAGCACGAGACUUUGCUCAAGGAACUGGCCAAGCAAGAGGCAGAGGAGAAGGAAAUGCUGAAGGCCUCCCUGGAGAUGAGUUUGUCCAAGGCUCAGGAGAACUAUGAGCAGCUAGUGGAGAAGAGGAACCAGGAGCUGAGGGAGAAGGCCAGGCGGGAGGACAUGCAGAUCCAGAGAGCCAAACUGGCGGCAGAGAAGAAGGAAAGAGAGCAGAAGGAGCACUUGGAGGCCUUGGCUAAAGAGACAGAGAGGAAGCUCCAGCAUGCUGCCCAGGUGGCUGAAGAGGUGGUCCAGGAAAAAGCCCGCAGGUUGGUCUUGAGCCGUCUGGAGAAGGAGAAGGUGCAGAAGAUGAACAAGCAAAAGGUGGAACAGUACGAGGACUUACGGCGCAGGGAGAUCCUCCUUUCUAUAGAGAGAAAGCUGGAGAGGAGCGAGCAGAUCUUCAAGGAGAAGAAGACCGUCUUAGAAAAUGCCAGGUCUGUAGCUCGGGCAUCCUUCCAUGUCCGGGAGAAGGUGCGGGAGGAGACCAACACGCGCACCUUUGACAAGAUGGCCUUGGAAGCAGAGCUGCACGCCAGCCUGGAUAAGAAAUGAAAGAUCUUGGCGGGGAUACGUUAUCGGUUGUCCCUCCUAAUGCAUCGGAAGGCUCCUCUGCGUUAACAUUUAGCAUUUAAAAAAACAAAACUGACCACCCUAAUUUAUUAUUCUGGGGGAGCAGGGUACCGCACAAUAACGUGGCAGCUAUUUCACAUACUUUUUAAAACUUGUUUUUGUUCUGGGUGUGUUUUAAGGACUGACCUCAGUCAUCUUUACGGAAGGGAAGCGAGCUUUUGCAUCCUCCGCCCCACAAGCACAGAGGGCUGCAGAACUUUGCGUGAUACCUGUGAGUUACCAAUUGAUUGUCUAAACUGGAGCUGACUACAGCUGCACUAUUUUUCGUUGGGAAAACAGACAGUAGAGACUACGGGCUACUCUUAGAGCCUGUUGACAAAGAACCCAAACCGACCCAGCUGAUUUUGGUUUGAGUGACAUUCAGUGUGGUUUAAGUUACAGGAUUGCAUUUUCAAAGCUGCUGCACACGCAGGAAGAUGAGGAUGGCUCUCUUGGGGAAGUCCGUGUGCCCCCGGGUGCGUCUCAUUCACUGCUGAUACCAAACAUCGGGGAAAGAAAGCACAGGUCAAGAGUCAGGCUUCAUAACACCGUAUAGGCAGGCACUGCAAUCCGAGCUGGGUAGAAGCUGUUAAAAGUGCUCACAAACACUACAGUUUCACUUCUGCUGUUUGCAGCUGUGGCCUCUCCCCAGUAUCCUUACCCUCCUUUCCAAGUGUCUCAUACAAAGGUCCGUAGAGUUUCUUCUUUCAGAGGAGAGGAAGGAGGAAAGAGGUAUGUGGGCAAUCCACAAGCUGACAGUCAUCCAAACGACCCAUUUGUACAUUAAGAUAUAGAAAUUAACAAACCUGUGGGAGCUGGCCUUUGUUGCAAACGUGCAAAUGGAAAUCUGUGAACAGGUUGCAUAAAGGGGCUGAGGAAUAUCCAGGCUGGCAAUAUUCAUAUUUGACGAGACCCUGAGCAGCCUUCUCCAGCUCAGCCUGCUUUGAGCAGGAGGCUGGACGAGGCAUACGCCAGAGAUCUCUUCCAAACAACUGACUGCAUGAGCUGCUUGCAAUGAGACUGUCACCCAGCUCUUAUUGUUGUCUGCUGAGUAGGGCAGCUUUUGUCUGUCCAUUGGUGCUAUCAGUUGUAUUAUUUUAGGGCACAAGAAAGAGUAGAUGCACAAAAUAAGGUACGUUACAGAUUCUCUUAGGUGAGGAUCACGGCAUUUUUUAUAACUAACCCAAUACCAUUUCGAGGGAAACAAGACCUUUUGACAUGAAUGCACUGGAAAUGAGAAGAACCCACCUACGCCCAGUGGACAGCAUUCAAGUAUGUGUUCUGUUCCAGUUCUCCAUGUUUACUCUCUGCCAGAUUGCAGUUACAGACCCGCAUCCAAACCAGGCACUUUCUGUUGCUUUUUUUUUUUUGGCUCCAGGCAGUGCCAGCGCUGUGCUCCACCAUCCGUGACACUGUGCUGGGUUGCUGUGGUGAUAGCUGUCAAACCUGGAGCAAGGGAGAGAAGCAGCAGGAAGAGCCAGGUUCUCAUUUCCUUGCAGAUGUCUCUGAUGUAAAACACAGGGGAAGAGGAAGCCAGAAGACGGUUGAUAUACGACACAGGCAUGCAGUGUCACAUGCAUAGAUCCCUUGCCUCUCGGAAGGCUCUAAAGAAAGUAUUAAACGAAUGGCAACAACAGCAGUUGAGCAAGCACACUCUGGUACCCUGCAAGGCUGGAGACACUGUAAAAGGAGUGUUGGAAAUGAAGAAAUCUGAUGAAACUUGCUCUCUUUGAAUCACAGAGCGAUUGGCACUGUGGGUGCAGAUGGCACAAAAAGCAAGAAGUGGGACACCUGAGUUAUGCUAGCUCAGUUGUUGACUUGCUGUGUAACACCAGGCAUGUCCUUGUGGGCUGGCCCUGCUCCCAUGGAUAUAAAAGGAAGCAGAAUCGGACUCUUGGGAUUGAUGCGGCUCACAGGAAAUAGUAAUGCAUGGCUUAGCAAAGCACUUCCAGGGCUUUGGUUGAACGAUGCUAACAAAGCACAAAGUACUGAUUUAUUUAUUUGUUUGUUUGAGGUGUUACUAAAAAAGCACAUCCGUUGGUGAAAAUGGUCAGGUGACACCAAAGCCUAAAAAAUGCACAGCUGUGAGAAGGACAGUGGUGCUGGUGUUUCCAGCUAGGAGCCUGUCACUUCACUCUCUUCCUUGAAACUACAAGUGAUUUGAAAAGAGAAAGCAAUCCUGCUGUCCUGCUGUGCCACCAGUCGUGUUCAUGCGUUGUUUAUACUGCAGUGUGUAACGUGAUGGGCAGAUGACUGGACACAGCCACUGUCAUUUUUUCCCUUAGCGCUGCAUUGUACCCUCUGACAUUACAUUUCCAGUGCAGAUCAAGAACACUUCUACAGCCCAGGAGAGACGCCUUGGCCACUGACUGUAAUUACACCUGGAGUCCGUGUCUUGCUGCUGACUGAGUUUGACAUCUUGGGGCUACAGCCAAACUAAUCAAAACACACCUCCAUGGUGGUAAUUGGAUUGGCUGACUGCUGUUCCUAUUCUGCGCAGUGUGCAGCUUGAGUUUUGAAUGUGCGACCUUUGGAAAAAAAAAAAAAAAAGUAUUUUUUUUCAAAAGACA